Messenger RNA from Marchantia polymorpha subsp. ruderalis, 1979 nucleotides. The record is from the annotation of a GenBank genome assembly. Lineage: Eukaryota; Viridiplantae; Streptophyta; Marchantiopsida; Marchantiales; Marchantiaceae.
UUAGUAAGCGAGCGAGUAGAGCUUGUCUAUGAGCAAUGGAUUGAUUGCGAGAGAGCGAAUUUCUACGGCGCUAGAUCCGGUGCCACAUGGAAGAGCUCAGCAUGUGGAGGUCCAUGGCUUCCGAGGAGGGUAUGGACGCCUUCGUGCCUUCUUCAUCGAUGUACACUUUGUAAUUUGAUAGAAGUAAAUUUUGAGACGAGACUUUCGGGGACCGUGGCUCGGUGGCGCAGACAACUGUUUGCCCCCUCCGAGUCGGGGUGUCCCACCGAAAGACCGUCCAUGGAAAUUGUAUAUAAAGAGUCGCCUUUGUCACUUUCUUGCAAAUGCUCAAAAAGUCGGUGGAGAGUGGACAUUUGCUCGUCGAGGACGAUGGAUGUCCUCCACUGCAGCUGCUGCAGACGAGCUUGCUGCCACUGUUUGGCAGACUCGUCCACCCAUCGACCGAGAGAGUGGGUCCCUUACGCUUCACACGAUCGAAUUGGUCGCAGGUGCUCGCGGACAUCGGUAACGGCUGCAGUUGUGCUCCGAGAGCAACAACCAGUGAUGGAUGGGGUGCUGAUGUGCACGAGACGCUCGUGUCAUUUCGAAUUGUCUCGAUAUAGCCAAUCGAUGACGACAGCUACACGGAUGCCUCAGAUUGGAUGCCAGAGAACGACCUCCCUCGUUCGGAGAAGAAAUCAACGACCCCGAUGGCUGCGGGCGAGUCGUUGAAGGGUGUCGUCCCUUCCUCUUUUGUUGUAUUGCAUGUCCAAGAGACUUCUCCUUUCGUUGUGUACAUGGGAGAGAACGGAAUUGGCAGUUCAGACCUGUCACUCAAACUGAAGCAAUCGGUUAGUCGAAAGCUUCCCUUUUCCCGCCGUACACUUUGCAUCGCAUGUGCGGGGGCGGGUCUUCUUGUCCCCUGUCGUUGAUGCUCGUGCUCGACGCCUGUCGUCAGCAUGUGAACGAGUCAAUGGCUGCGGAAAGCGGGUUUACGGUGGUACGGUACAGAGUCUACAGAGAACAGAUCGAAUACAUGACGAUGAGUGGUAGAGUGUCGUAGAUCGUAGCCCUAGAAAGAAUGAUGCCGGGAGAUAAAGUGCCAUCACUCCUGAGACGAAUUCCAAAUUAUGCUUAGGCUUUAGGAAGGUGCAAUUAUCUUCAGACAUGUUUUCUUGGAAUUUGGAAUGUGGCAGGUCAGAAAGAAUGAGUGAAAUCGACGGAUUCAGGAGGCCAUCAAGAUUAGAGGAAUCGAGUUACUCAGUCAACAACGUCAAAAGAGACAGAGCAUGACCGAAUACCUCGACGAAGUAUAGUGAGCAAACGUGCUUAUCGUGUGGAGUGAAUUGAUCAAACUCGAAGCAUUACUUGCAAAGACCAUGCUUAGAGUCGCUAACCGAGUCGUUGCAAGCCAUUUUCAUUUUUAGAAAUUGAUCUCAGCACUUCAUCGGUAAAGUGGAUGCGAAGAUGUUCUGUAAUGUAAGUAAUAUACAGAGUAAGGUCAAAGCAACUGGUUUCCGAGAGCGACCCUUACAUUCGCAGCAAUGCGUAGCCCUAAGUGAGCAACUCGAGAAACAGGCAAGCGGCUAUCGAACCUCAAGGAAUCAUGACAACACCAACAGUUUCUUCAUAUAGCAUAUAUUACACUAUAUUGCCUGGGCAGCUACAUAGGUAGGCAGUUGACCUUCCUGGGCUGCUCCAUAUCGUAGGACUCUCACAUUCAUCCAUCACAUGAACAGCACCGUUGUCUUGCCCUGAUAAAGGAUGGCAGGUGCACGCGGACACAAAAAACGAUGGGUGUGUCGACCGAUUUGGCUAUCCUGUCACAUUCGUCGAUAUAGUUGAUUCGCAUCACAGAAUGAUUAAAAACCAAAAAAACAACUGAGUCCAUAUUGUCCGUGCCACUAGAUGGAGCAUGAAAACAGAUCGGGAUCUGCCAUCAAAUCUCUACAUCGCCAUUGUUUCAUAAUUCGCGACAACUCGUUACCAAUCGUGUCAUG